Molecule: messenger RNA, 2544 nt
Organism: Dinoponera quadriceps
Lineage: Eukaryota; Metazoa; Arthropoda; Insecta; Hymenoptera; Formicidae
Exons: 8
Coding region: 1-2544 (847 amino acids)
Source: RefSeq, a predicted model, not a curated record
AUGUUUUCCCGGGCGACAAAAUUAAUCGUGAGGUCCUUCGGGCCACGUCAGUUCCAUAUUGGAAGACAGAACCUCAAGAAUGCUUUUACUGGCGACGCUGGAGAAAUUAGUUGGACGCUGUCGCAAUUGUUAAGAAAUAGCACAAAAUUGAACGUACUCGCGCUGUAUGAUUUAACGGCUGUUAUUAAACCAUUGCCUAAUCAACAUAGAAUACGUAAUUACUGUGAUCAACCAUUCAUACCAACUCAUUUAAAGGAUGCUAACCGAAAGAAGUCUAGCUCGAUAGAGGAUAGUAGUUCAGUUAUCACAAUUAAUAAUGCAAAGAAAGUUGGCGAUAGUAGUAUUCUCAAUUUCUUCAAUCGUCAAGCAGAUAAUGGAAAGGGCGAAAUAAAGGAAAUUAUGGAAGCUCUUUAUCGUUUACCAAUCGCCGAGGGAGUUCCGACGUUAAAUAACUCAUCGAUGCCUAAUGAAAUCACAAAGGCGGGCAACGCGCGCAGCGGACUGCGUCCUCACGCGAGACUCCUGGAUGAGAUCGGUCCUAACGGCACGAGAACUCAGCAAAGGGAUUGCGCCACGAUCCGCAAGUGGUUACCCGACUUGACGUGUUCGCCGUUUCAAGGAUACGUAAACUUUAUUGCGACAACGGAAACCUCGAGGAGGCAUCUUCCGAUUGAGGAUAACGGCAAGAUCGGGAAUUCAGUCCGCGACGCGAAAGAGAAUAAUUGUCGAUCAUUGCCGUCGACUUCGUUAAGCGACGACGGAAAGCCGACAAGAUUGAUCGGGAAGUUUAACAACACCGGAAUAGUUUCAGACGCAAAAACACUUCGCAGGACGGAAACGUUGACUAGCCGACUGAUGUCAGGAACGUUAUUAAAUAAUAAACCGAAAUGUCUGCGCGAUAUCUGUGGUCAAAGCGGAGGAUUCUGCGGCUGGCUUCCCACUAGGACGUUCGUUAGCGCGACGAACGACUGGAUUCCGAUAAAUCGCGAGGGAAAUCGUUUUUGGGGACGAUCGAGGAUCGAGGAUCUCCAGGAUAAUGCGAUAAUACCCGACGUUGUUAAGGGGGAAACUGGGACUCAGCGAACAUGGUUCGGAGAGGAGUCCGUUUUAUCAAAUUCGCAUGCCCAAAUCCGAUCGCGUUCGACGACUAUUUUGGAUUCCCAUCACCGGGGAAAUAUUCCCGUUGUAAACGAAGCGCUCGCCGUUCCCGUUUACGACGCACCCCCCGCCAGGACGGUUCUCUUCACGUCGAAGGAGUUCUGCGACUCGAAGUCCAAUAUUCGGCGCAAGUUGGAGAAGAUCUGCGCGGCGUUGAGCAGACUUCGCAAGAGGAAGGACAAAGACGACAUCUGCGAGAAGAGGCAGAAGUCCUGCAGUACGGCGGAGGAAACGUGUCAGGAGAGGAGGGAAGCAUGCGAAGGAAGGUCAACGGAUUGCUCCGCGAGGUGCGAACAGGCGUGUGGAAAGCAAACAACGGUUCUUUGCAGCGGCGGAAAAAGUUCUUCUUGCGGCGUUAAAGAUGACCGUGAUGUCUGUGAGACCCGGAAAGAGAAGUGCAGUCAGAAGCGAUCGUGGUGUAAGGGCAAUAACAACUGUGGAGCAAAGGUGGAUCCUUGCAAGAAGAAGGCUCCCUGCAACGACUCGAAGAAAGAUACGUGCGGAAAGACCAAAGAAGAGAGAUGCGGCAAGAGGGAGAAUAGGCAUACAAUGUGCAAAGACAAGAAAAAGAAAGUCUGUUUUGAUAUAAAGAAAGCCCGGCCCCAGCCUAAGGAGGAAGAAUGUCCGCCCUUACGACUGAAAACGGAAAGUUCCGACGGCAGGUUCCGAGAACGCGGAACGAUCGGUGAAAGAAGAGAGGGCUCGAGCCCGCCGGCGAGAUCUGCGGUAGAGUUAUCCGUAAACGGGAGAUCGAUCGAACGCGGUGAGAGCGAAGCCAACAGGGGUCCUUUAUACACGAUCGCCUCGUCGCGUCGUCGUUACGACAGCCGUCAGCCCGAGGAACCUGGGUUAUCGUGCGGCGACAGGUCGAGCAAUGACAAUUAUUUCCCUCAAGGCGAGGAUUUCGAGGACGAGAUCGUUAGGGACGAUCAUCGGAACACGUCUGAGAGAACACGGGAGAAAGAGCCGCGGCAGUUCGACGACGAAAGCGACAAUUUCGCGCCCACGUUGCUGAUGCUCCGGAAUGACGAAGGACGUGUCGGCGGGGAUGCGUUGACGAGGUUCAUCACGCACACGUACUCGUCGAGUGUGACGGAGGCCGGGCACGCGAUGUCGAAGGGAGCUUUCGAGAAGGACGCCGUCGAGAAACUGCAGAUUCUGAUCGAAAAGGCAAUCGGUGGCACCGGACUGCGGCUGGGCGAGUCAGAUUGCGGCGAGGGUCCACCGGUUCGACCGACGAAGAAUCCGUGCGACCCACCUAAGGGCCCCUGUCGGCCGAGCGAUCCACCGGGUUAUCCCGCUUCGAAACCGCAGAGAAAACCCAAGAGAAAACCAUUCUGCGUUAAAUGCCCGCCCAAGAAACCGUGCAAGAAUAAUUCUUGUUAA